This is a messenger RNA of Labeo rohita (rohu), 2119 nucleotides long. It is a transcript of the gene tpbgl, whose product is annotated as Wnt-activated inhibitory factor 2. Gene Ontology annotation, biological process: negative regulation of canonical Wnt signaling pathway. Bases 208 to 1239 code for a protein of 343 amino acids. Gene Ontology annotation, cellular component: plasma membrane. Gene Ontology annotation, molecular function: protein binding. The record is from RefSeq and is a predicted model, not a curated record. NCBI's taxonomy places the organism in Eukaryota, Metazoa, Chordata, Actinopteri, Cypriniformes, Cyprinidae. The transcript has a single exon.
GACAGCACUUGAUCGCAUUUGUAGUGUAGGCGUCGUCAGGGGAGCUCCAGAAAGAGAAAAUGCUGCCGGACUGAACACUCACUCUCUGGCCACCCGGACUGCAUUCCUCGAUGGCUGAAACGGUUUCCCGAAUCAAAGUGAAUGCGAACUAUGAAGAGAACAUAUGCUGCAAUUAAACCUUUGGAAUAACAUCCGCUUCAGAUUAAGAUGGAAAUUAAUAGAAAACAACUUCGCGUUUUACCUCAUACUUUAGAGCGAUAUCAUUUUAGCGUGGGGCUGAUGUGUUUGUUUGUUCUGUCCGCCGAAGCUCAUAAAUGUAACGACACCUACACGCGUUAUGACGGAUUGGUGAGCUGUGAAGAGAUCAUACUACCUCUCGAAGUGCCCAGAAGCAUCCAAAACUUAACUUUAUACAGAUACAACAUCUCAGUUUUAACCGAGAGAGCGUUUUCAGCCAAUGGGACCGAUAUGGACUUGCGCUCGCUGUCACUGCAGGACAACAACAUACAGGUGAUCGAAAGUUGUGCGUUUUGUGGACUCCCCCGACUUCUUUCCUUAGAUUUGAGUCACAACCGUUUGAUUAUUGUGCCCUCUGGAGCUUUUUAUGGCUUGGAACAACUACGCAACCUUAACCUCAGUAACACCUUAAUGACUUCGGGCGCGAAGCAAUUACCACUCGCUCUGUCCACGGACAGUUUGUGUAAUCUUCAGAGAUUGGACCUUUCUGGAAACCGUUUGGAGGUAAUUCCUCUUUCUGGGUUCGGCAACCUCAAUUUAACCACACUGAUACUGACCAAUAAUUCCAUUGCGAACUUGGAUGGCAACAAUUUAACAAAAUUAAACGAAUUUAAGGAAAUACGCGUUUACUUAUCACAGAACCCGUUCCAGUGUAAAUGUGACAAAUUUAAGGAGUUUUAUGAUUGGUUGAAAAACAGCUCGCAAUGCGCAGACUCAAACAGCCUGAAAUGCGCGGGACCAGAAAAGAAGAAGAAUAUACACAUAAAGGAUUUACAAAAGAGGGACAUGGAGUGCCAAAAGUUGGAUGCCCGUUCUUAUGUGCUUCUCGGCAUUGUGUUGGCCCUCAUUGGAGUUGUGUUCCUCAUGGUGUUGUACUUGAACAGAAGAGGCAUCAAGAGGUGGCUCAAUAACAUUAGAGAGGCCUGCCGGGAUCAAAUGGAGGUGUAUCAUUACAGAUAUGAACAAGACUCCGAUCCCAGGUUAGCAAACGUUGCCGUUUAAGCGGAACCGGGUGACCUCAUCUCCUUGAAAUGUUUGAUGAAACACAAUGGCAAAACUGGAGUUUUGUGGCUUUUAAGUCCAUAGCUUUAAGACGAGCAUACUCUUAAAAGUUAACAAAAUUAACUUUCAGCAGAUUUCGGGAAAAUGGAAAUGAAAUUUCACUGACUCAUCUUGCACUCAUGGGCGUGUCUUUUUUUUUUUGUCCAAUAAAAUUUUUGAUUGGGAAUGCCCCUCCCACCUGUCUGUGACCAGCAAUCAAGAAGGCUGGGUUUUUGCUGGUUAUAAAAGCCAUUGAGAUAAAUGGGAAUGCUAACGGGUAGCUUUCUCCAGGUAUUACAGAUCUUAAUGCAAGCAAUAGAAAAUAAUAAAUCAUGUUUCACGACUGUGACGAAGACUGUGACUUCGUGUUUCAGUAGAGAAAAUUUGUCAGUACAGGGGACAUUUCUUUGCUUUAAGUGUUUAUUUGUAUAAGAUGCUAUGGAAUUAAGGCAGUCUAACUGUAUAUACAUCAGUUUCAAAAAUAAUGCUAAUACAUAAAUAAUUCCAAAUAAUAUAGGAAAGUGCAGGAUAUGUGUAAUACUCCUCAGUGCAUUAACUUAUUAAAUUAAACAGUCCAGUUAUAAAACUGGGUAUGUAAGCAAACAUAAACAAUAACUUUUCUUAUAAUGCUGAAAAUGGGCAUUGAUGUAUUAAUGAAAUAGGUAAAUGAUCAGCUUUCGUGACAUAAUUUGAGAAUGUUUAAGUGCAUUAAGGUGAAUGUAUAUGCACAAACAUUACAUGCACUACCUGGAGGACUGCUUGAAUUCAGCUUUUUUAUCCUUGUACACAGUGCCAAGACACUCUUGGUCCAGAGUGAGACAAAAUAAGAUGAGUCCAUUUU